AUGGCACAUAUAUCUGACGUGGGAUGUUUUGUUACCUUAGCAGAUUCAUUGGUGAUAAUUGACCCAAACAAAUUAUCUCAGUUCAUUUCGAAUGAUCUGGCUUUUCGCGGAGGCGGAGAAGUCAUUUCAAUGCCCUUACAACUACUUCAUCCCAUUAAACCGGGGCUGUGGUCAGUUUACGCCAUAAUAGCUGAGUCAACAGAAGCACAUUACAAAGUAUCAAAUGUUGAACAGUUAGUUUGUGUUUCCACGUCGGAGAUGGAAUGGAACUUCUCAUCCGUUGAUGUUCUAAAUGCGUUGGAUUGGACACAUUACACCCCGCCGGAAGGAGUUAUAUUUCCCUAUAAAUCGGAAAUUGACACCACCAGUGGUCAAGUUGGAAUUUUUUGCCUAGAGUCAAUUAGAAAUGCGGAGAAAGAUGAAAAUUUCAACAAUACCUCAUGGCUGCAACAGAUGGAGAUGGCUACUUGUAACAAGGUCCAAGUGGGAUUGUCUGACUUGCCAAACUCUCCCAUAGGAUGCGUAUUUUCACCAAUUUGCGGUCACAAGGUGGAACUAAAGGUUGUUAAUUUUCACCAUUCAAAUGAGAUAUGGGCUUUUAAACUUUCAAAAUCUUAA
Messenger RNA from Babesia microti strain RI, 618 nucleotides. RefSeq lists its product as hypothetical. The transcript has a single exon. The coding region runs from base 1 to 618 and encodes 205 amino acids. NCBI's taxonomy places the organism in Eukaryota, Apicomplexa, Aconoidasida, Piroplasmida, Babesiidae. The record is from RefSeq and is a predicted model, not a curated record.